CCCAGCCCUAAAAAAGGAGAGAAAUGAAUUGGUUCGGUAGGAGGUAUAGUCCAGACAGCACCUUAGCAGAAUGUUGCCCACCAGGUGAGCUCAGUUUUGCCAGGAAGCACUUGGGAAAGCAGUGAACAGAUGUCUGGAGCAGAUGGUGAGGGGAAGGUAGUGGGGGGAGGGAGAUUUAAACUGUCUGUCAGGUGAAAGGGACAGAAUGCAGCAGCCCUGGGGAUAAUAGCCAACUGCAGGCGGGUAGGUGUCCUGCUGAAUGCCCUGGAAAUCUGCAUCAGCAUAGGGAUUGCUUGCUGCUGCUUUGGCCCGGCAUUAGCACAGACAGUGUCUCACUAAAAUAUUUAAAUCCUCUUCCUGUGCUACAUUUCUGCACCACUACCGAGCUUCUGAGCACCUUCCUUUGCUGCAGCAGCUGCUGCAGUGAGAUCCAGGACUGGACUGGCAAAGGAGAGGGGAAAGGCACCGUACUGUGAUGAGUGAAUGACUAACUCCAAAAGCUUCCCCAGAGCCGGUGUGCGUGCGAGAGUCUCCAGAGGGACAGGGAAUCCGGAAGAGAAACUGGAGCCACACACAUCCUGGGAACCUUCCUUCGUCCAACUCUGCCCUGCACUGGCUGUAGUGCUCAGUGCUCCCUCGUCCCACUGAGACCUAGGCAGAGCUGCUGCAGCUGGCAGGUGAGCUGAAUUUGCUAGCGCUUUGUAAACUCCUACCUAGUGCAUGCAACCCACUCUCUCCUCUUGGCAGCUGCCCACACAGCUUUGGUUUGUCCUUUUUGGAGGAGGCAGAUCUCACUGUCCUGAUUUGUUUCUUUGCAGGGAGUCCUGGUUACUGAGAGGGAACCUGUGCCCUUUGCCUGGGGAAAGCGCUGUCAUGGGGACUGGAAUGAGCAAGGUUGUUGAGGGCCUCUACCUGGGAAACAUCCGGGAUUCUGAGGACAGAGAAAAUCUGACAAAGAACAGGGUCACCCACAUCCUGUCGGUGCAUAACAACGCCAGACCCCUUCUGGAGGAUAUGACCUACCUCUGUAUAUCAGUUUCAGAUUCGUCCAGUCAAAACCUGAUCCAGCAUUUUAAGGAGAGCAUCGGGUUCAUUCAUGAAUGCCGGCUCCAUGGGGGAGGCUGCCUCAUUCAUUGCCUGGCUGGUGUUUCCCGCAGCACCACCAUCCUGGUGGCUUACCUUAUGACUGUGACCGACCUCAGCUGGGAGGAGUGUCUGGCUGCCACCAAGGUUGUCCGUUCCUAUGUCAGUCCUAACUUUGGCUUCCAGCAGCAGCUGCAGGAGUACGAGAUGACUCUGCUCAAGGAGUACCGAGCCUGGGUUCGACAAGAGUAUGGCAAAAACCCAUUUAAUGACCAAGAAGAGCUACAGCGCUUAAUCACAGAGCAGGAAAAGAAACAGAGAGAACAGCAGCUUGGAAGCAGGGAGAAUCACUGGAUCAACUCCCCAACAUCCAAUUACCCGCUUCCCUUCAAUGCCUAUGGUACCAGCAGCAACAGAUGGAUGAACAGAUAAAAAAGGACAGCUAAUUCCACAGAGCUGCUAUCACUGUUGGAUGAAAGUCUCUGCAUUCAUCUUUCAAUGAGAAUUGCUUUGAUGUUUAUGGCUAGGGUGGAGAGCAAACUGAAUGCCAACUUCCAAAACAUGCUAUGUCAAGUAAUGUUAUCUAGUGGUUAGAGCCGAAGAUUGCAAUCCGGACUCCUGGGUUCUACUUCCAACUUUGCUACUGACUUAUAAUGUGAAACCAGGCAAAUCACUUGAUCUCCCCAUGCAUCAGUGUAACCAUCUCUCAGGGGUGUCGAGUGGCUUCACUUAUUAACGUUUGUGAGGGUGUUUUGAGACCCCCCGAUAAAAGAUCCUAUGGAAGCGAAUUUAUUAAUGUUACUGAGUUGGGUUGAACCUUUUCCUGUGAAACUUUUAGCACUAUUGCACACAUGGAGGGUGAGUUUUCUGCUUUGCAGAUGGAUCACGUUAUGAUCCAAGCUUGUUUUGUUGUAGGGCUGCACUGGAAUGACGGGCAUGCUCUCAGUUACAGACAAAGAACCAAAUUCACUGCAUGGGUAAUCAGGCAUCAAUCCACUGAAGUCAAGAGUUGCAGCUAUUUACUCCAUCAGUAGGUUUGGCCCGCAACUUGUUUUCAGGGUGUUUAGAAAACAACCAACCACCAUGUUUCAGUAAGAGGACGUGUGAUAGCUUUUGAAAGCUCUUUCUGCCUGCUGGGACUUCAUCUCCUUGGUCUCUUGUUUUCCUAUUAUUAUGGUGUGAUAAAUCCCACGAUCUCUUCAGUUGUUGGACACUGAGGGCCAAUACAGGGCCAGGAUGUCUGAAAACAGAGACAGCUGCUGCUCAAUACCACUCUCCAUUUUACUCCAUGCACAGUACAGCACAUAUACAGAUAUCACUCGCUGUCCUAGUCAUCAUCAGUUCAGAUUGACCUUACGCUACAGAUGUGCCUAUCAGAGCCUGAUGGGGCAUCUACCCAUCUCAGAAGAAGGAAACUUGGACUGCAGAGAGCCAGUUAGGGGUUGGGGGAAGGACGCUGGAGUAUUUUCACAUCCACAGCGCUCUGAGGUCCACAUGUGCAAUGACAGAACAGUUGCAAUCACAUUGCUGUCACUUUCUUCAGCAAGCAGACCCAUGCCUCUCACAAACAUGCCAUAGAGUCACAGAAACCGGAAAUGGAAAAGGCCCAUUAGCCCACCUUUUCCGCUCCCCCAGCCUUUGCGAACGUGCAUUCCCUAAUGCUUGGUGAAGCCCUGUUUUAAAUGACUCAAGCAAAGGGCUUCCACUGCUUGCUUGGGGCUGGAUUGCACAAUCCCUUGGCUUCAAUAGGACUGCUCGUGUAAGUAAAUUCUCACCAGCAUGUGUAAGGGUUGCAUUACCCAUUGCCUUGGGGGUACCUUGCAGUCUGGAAACUUUUCCUCUUGUCCAGAUUACGUUUUCUUGUGACCUGUUUCCUCCUAUUCCUCCUCACUGGACCACCCCAAAGAAGUCCUUUGUUUCCUGGGUGUCUCCACCCUUCAAAUCCAUGGCUCAGAACCCCUUGGAAAAUUCAUGAUCUUGGGCUCCUCACCUGUGUCCGAUACAUGAACUGUGCAAAAUCCUUUCUGAGCUGUGCUUUCUUUUAUAACUGUCAUUGUGAGGAUUUGAUCACAGAGGCCAACAUCAAAUCCAGUCUACAACAAAGGCUCCACACACAUUCUCAACUGGGGUAACUUGGUGUAGUUUCAUUAGCUUCUUACCCCAUCUCCCUCACAAUAUUUGUGUUGCUGUUGUUGACUGUUUUGACAUUCAACAACAAUUCAACAAGGGAAGCGUGCCGUGCUGCAGGCUGUGCGGCUUUCAGUGUGUGGGUAAAUAGAGUGUGUAGAUGGCAGAAGCUGUCAGCCAAGCCACUCAAUAUUCACAGAUUUUUUUUUUUUUUUACACACAGUUAGGGCCAGGUUCUCAUGUACACCAAGACCCCUUUGCAUAGCUCUCGCAGUACAAAGGGGCUUUAAAAUGAAAGGCAAUGUAGUAAAGUGGGGGAGAUUUGAGUUGGUUCUUACUACUUUUACAUUGCCGAAGUGGUGUGAAGUGAUGGUUAGUGCAAAUGAGAACCAGGCCCAACGCUAUUAAAAACUUUUAAAAAUCCAGGCGAGAACAAUGAUUGUAUUCAGACUUAGAGGACCUGAUCCUUCAGUCAAUAAUUCAGACAGAUACUUAAGGAGGUGACUAACUUUAAGCAACUGAGCAGUCCCACUGACUUAAAUCGACUACUCAUGUGUUUAAAGUUAGGCAUGGGGAAAAUACUUUGCUGAGUUGCAGAGUAUUCCUGAGUAAGGACUGCAGGAUCAGGAAUGAAGUACCCCUCAGUGUUUAUGAUCCUACAUAAGAUUAAGGGGAAAAUAGCAGGGACUAUUUUAUAGAAACCUUGCCCUAAAAUGUAACCAGCCUGUGUUUAUUAUUUGUUCUGUUUCAUUGCUAAAAAUACAGGCUACUAGUUUUAUGUAUUGACUUAAAACCCAGACAUAAUUUCCAUCCAUCCAUCCAUCCAUGAACGUAUAGGACCCUCACUAUUAUAGCAUCAGCAAUAUUUAAAACCUACAUGACUGAUUUUUGUCUUUCACUAAAAAAAUCCUGUAAAUAGCCUGCUUGGAUUCUCAAAAUUUUCUGUUAUCUGCUAUCCGUUUUUAGACAAAAAGUUGUUCAAAAUAUUUCUAAUAAUUCAGUUUAUGGUUGGUUCUGGAUGCUGGAAUGUUUUGAGUGUGACAAAACGGUGGAUGACUUGAGAGAUCUUUAACUGAACAUUAGAAUAAAAAUGAGAUUUAUUACA
Molecule: messenger RNA, 4315 nt
Organism: Caretta caretta (loggerhead turtle)
Lineage: Eukaryota; Metazoa; Chordata; Testudines; Cheloniidae
Product: dual specificity protein phosphatase 22-A
Biological process (GO): protein dephosphorylation; signal transduction
Cellular component (GO): cytosol
Molecular function (GO): protein tyrosine phosphatase activity
Source: RefSeq, a predicted model, not a curated record